AUGGUUGCUGCCAAGUCUGGAAUCGCUGCCGGUAUCAACAAGGGUCACAUCACUACCCGUCGUGAACUCAAGGCCAAGCCCUCUAACAAGAUUGGUGCCGCCUCCAAGCGUACCACUUUUGUCAAGUCCAUUGUCCGUGAAGUCACUGGUUAUGCUCCCUAUGAGCGUCGUCUCAUGGAAUUGAUCAAGAACUCCAAGGACAAGCGUGCCAAGAAGCUUUGCAAGGCUAGACUCGGUACUUUUGUUCGUGCCAAGAAGAAGAUUGAAGAACUUACAGCUGUUAUUGCUGCUUCUCGUCGUCACUAA
Messenger RNA from Rhizopus microsporus ATCC 52813, 306 nucleotides. Its product is annotated as ribosomal protein L36e. Bases 1 to 306 code for a protein of 101 amino acids. The record is from RefSeq and is a predicted model, not a curated record. Gene Ontology annotation, biological process: cytoplasmic translation. The transcript has 3 exons. Gene Ontology annotation, cellular component: ribosome; cytosolic large ribosomal subunit. Gene Ontology annotation, molecular function: structural constituent of ribosome. Lineage: Eukaryota; Fungi; Mucoromycota; Mucoromycetes; Mucorales; Rhizopodaceae.